AUGGGGAAAGAACACUGCAAGGCUAUCACUCUUAGGAGUGGUAAACAAACUGGCGAGCCCACUACAGACUCUACUGUAGCACCUCAAGAUACUAGUGAAGUGAUCCCUAGUGAGAAGGUUGAAUUUGAAGAGCUUGUCGAAGUGUCGGCGCAAUCAGAUGUACCUCCACCUUUACCUUUUCCACAAAGAUUCAGGGAGAAUGAGCAGGAUAAACAGUACCAACAGUUCCUGAACAAACUAAAGCAACUUCAGGUCAAUAUUAUUUUAGUAGACGCUCUUGUAAAAAUCUUGAAUUAUGAGAAAUUUAUGAAGGAGCUCUUGUCCAAGAAGAAGAAACUCAGUGAUAUAGAAACUAUUUUACUCACAAAGGGUUGUAGUGUUGUUUUGACAAAUAAGUUGCCCCCCAAAAUGAAAGAUCCUGGGAGCUUUACUAUCCCAUGUUCAAUUGAAAACCAUUAUUUGGGAAAGACUUUAUGUGACUUGGGAGCUAGUAUCAACCUAAUGCCACUAUCCACUUUCCCUAAUGACAUUGCAACUAGCAGAUCGAUCCUUGGCUCAACUUGA
This is a messenger RNA of Gossypium raimondii (Peruvian cotton), 564 nucleotides long. RefSeq lists its product as uncharacterized. The record is from RefSeq and is a predicted model, not a curated record. NCBI's taxonomy places the organism in Eukaryota, Viridiplantae, Streptophyta, Magnoliopsida, Malvales, Malvaceae. Bases 1 to 564 code for a protein of 187 amino acids. The transcript is spliced from 2 exons.